GGAUCCUGAGGUUCAUACUGCUAUCUUCCAAGGGUCAUUUGGACUUUCGGUAGUCACUAAUAAACCUAGAAAACGAUAGAAUGGUCAUAUACUUGACUUAUGGGUUGCUGUUUGCAUACUUUGUUUUGCCUGGAAUCUUACUUGGGGAUUUGGCUUUCCGAUGCCCAAGUUGUACUGCGGAGCGACUUGCUGCGUGUCCCAAAGUCACAGCAGUAUGUACAGAAAUAGUGAGGGAGCCAGGCUGCGGCUGCUGUCCAGUAUGUGCCAGGCAGGAGGGGGAGCUUUGCGGUGUCUAUACGCCAAGGUGCUCCAGCGGCCAAAGGUGCUACCCAAGUACGGAGGCUGAAUUACCUUUGCAACAGCUCAUCCAGGGUUUAGGACGAUGUGGACAAAAAGUGGACAUGGAUGUCACGACAAGUCUGGACAACCAGGCUACAAAUGAGGUGCAUGGGACUGAGAAUCCACUCACCAAAAGACCUGCCAUAGAUGCUUGGAUUUGGCAGGAGUCUGCCAGGAAACAACACCAGAAUGAGCGCAGAACCAAGAUGAAGACAAAUCAACUAGAAGACCCUCGAACCCAGAAAGAGCCUCAGAGCGCCUGUCAGCAGGAGCUGGACAAGGUCUUAGAGGAGAUCUCCAGAAUUACCCCUGAGGAUAACAGAGGCCCGCUGGAGAACCUGUAUGGGCUCAAAUUUCCAAACUGUGACAAACAUGGACUGUACAACCUCAAACAGUGCAACAUGUCCACCCACGGCCAGCGGGGCGAGUGCUGGUGCGUUAACCCUUUAACUGGGGUCCAGAUUCCAGCGACGCCUAAAGUCAGAGGGGAUCCUAACUGUAACCAGUUUGAGGAGGAGCUCAGAGCAAUGCCCACUGCAGCUACGUCUCACUAGCACAGUCUAGAACAUCUUAUGACAGGGUUGGGUUUUCUUCAAGAAAUCUGGGAAGAUUUUUCCAUCAACAAGCUUAUUCUAUCAACAUGUAAAGAAGUCCCUAUAUUUGAAGGCUUUGUCUCUAUUUUACACUAGGUUUAAGGUUCAUAUGAAACUAAAGGAUAAAGUUGUUGUUAUUCUGUUUUUCCUGUUGUCAACAAAGCCCAUGAAAAAACUAAAACCAACAAUGUAUUAGUGUGUCUCUCAAUGCUUUCUGACUUCCCCAGCUUGUCAUUUUUUUUAAGUAAUGUCCUGAAACAGAUGGGCACUGUAGUUUUUAGCAAAUGUUACUCAAACUUAAAUUAGUAAAUAGUUCAUUUGUUUGAGACUAUUUUUAGCUGUGGAUUAAUACACAUUUGGUGUGCUAGGAAGUAUUUAUGAAUUUAUGGCAGCAGGACAGUUUAUGUGGGAUUGACUCAAACUACAGAGCUCAUUCUCCAUCCUCACUGUAAUGAAAAAAACAUGCCACCCAGUGCGUUAAUAGAGGAAUAAGUUGUAUCAGGCUUUGGCUACACAGACAGUACCAGCCAGUAGGAUCUAGUCAUUGUUGUUUCUGUCAUUUCAUGGGAUUUGUGGACAAUAAAAAGACAUAUAUAGAAUAUUGUAAACACAACAUCAUUAUUGUAAACACGACACUAUUAUUAUCAUUUGGAGUUGUGUUUUUGACCUCCUGACAUGUCCAAUAUUCAUUCAUUGUUUUAACUCUCUUUUGAUCUCCACCAGC
Siniperca chuatsi (mandarin fish) is the source of this 1656-nucleotide messenger RNA. Its product is annotated as insulin-like growth factor-binding protein 2-B. Lineage: Eukaryota; Metazoa; Chordata; Actinopteri; Centrarchiformes; Sinipercidae. Gene Ontology annotation, molecular function: insulin-like growth factor I binding; insulin-like growth factor II binding. The record is from RefSeq and is a predicted model, not a curated record. The transcript has 4 exons. The coding region runs from base 81 to 893 and encodes 270 amino acids. Gene Ontology annotation, cellular component: extracellular region. Gene Ontology annotation, biological process: regulation of insulin-like growth factor receptor signaling pathway.